This is a messenger RNA of Aethina tumida (small hive beetle), 1248 nucleotides long. RefSeq names its product leucine-rich repeat protein SHOC-2. Gene Ontology annotation, molecular function: protein binding. NCBI's taxonomy places the organism in Eukaryota, Metazoa, Arthropoda, Insecta, Coleoptera, Nitidulidae. The record is from RefSeq and is a predicted model, not a curated record. The transcript is spliced from 3 exons. The coding region runs from base 234 to 1187 and encodes 317 amino acids.
GUUAUCUGUGAUUAGUUACAAAAUUAAAAAAAAAACUUAUGGGAUUACCAACAUGAGUACGUUAAUUGGUAUUUCCCAUUGUUUGGGUUGGUGUUACGUGUUUUGACACCUCAAAAAUUAUUGUUUGGUAACCCGUUCAAAAUGUAAAUAAUAAUGGGAACGUUUUAGAUACUUAAGAAGUGCAAAUUAGUGUGAUAAAUUGUCAGUAGAACAGUGAAACCAUUUAACCCAAAAUGAAUCCAGUUUAUGAUUUUAUUCAGAGAAAUAGAGUCCUGGCCAAAAUUGAAAAGGCUCAUUCUGUCAGAGCACCAAAUCUAGCAUUGGUUGAUUUCGAUUUAACUAACUUUCCUGAUAUUUUACUGCAUUGUCAUGAGCUGCACUCCCUUAAAAUUGGCCACAAUAAACUGACACAGUUACCCACCAACUUUGGGAACCUCAAAAAUAUCCAGCACUUAUCUCUGGAAUACAACAGGCUAAAUAAAUUUCCGGAAGUAUUGAAAGAUUUACAUCAACUCAAGACAUUAAAUAUUAGUAAUAACCCUGUACAAGAUUUAACUAGUAUCAUUGGAAGUUUAAGCUCACUUGAAGUUCUAUGGUGUAACAACUGUUGCUUGAGAACAUUUCCACCUGAAAUAGGUCAUUUAAAUAAACUUGACACAUUGGGAGCAAGGCAUAAUAAGAUAUUUAGUUUGCCUGAUGACGUAUGUAAUUUAGAAAAUUUGAGGUGGUUAACAUUAGAGAAUAACAAGUUGUCCACACUUCCUACAGACUUUGGAAAAUUGCAAAUGCUCAUACACUUGAAUCUCAACAAAAACAAUUUUAGCCAUCUUUGUAUUUGUUUCACCCAGAUGAAGAGUCUCAAGUAUCUACAUAUGCAAAGCAAUGAGUUGUUCUCAAUACAUGAAACAUUUUUGCCCAGAUUAACUCACAUAAAAAUUAAUCUUUUAAAGAACCCUUUGACUUCAAUUGAUGAAGGUAUUGAUACGAUGUUUCCCAAUUUAAUUUUACCUGGAAAGGAAAGACGUAUGACGGAAGACGUUUCAUCAGAUUCAGAUUCUUCGUCUGAUGAUUGGGAACAUAGCAUAGACAGUUCUGAUUUGAAUUACUCAGCAACUGAAUCAGAUAGUGAUGAUGAAGAAAUACUUGUGGAAAUACCAAAAUUGUCAAAAUAUCUUGUUACAUUUUAAAAAUUAAGUCAUAUGUGUAUAUAAUUUUUGUAUAUAAAAAACAGUUGUUCAAAUCUGUAAA